AGCUGUCGAUACAGUUGCACGAUUUUGCCGAAGCGAUGAGGUACUUCGUUUUCAUUAUUGCUCAAUUGUUUCACUUGUUCUGCUUAAGCUUCCAAGGACAAAAAUUGAUAAAUCAUAGCCUCGAAACUUGCGACAAGAUAUUUCAUGGUUCAUGGUUUAUCAUACCCGUAAAGGAACAAAGACUGCUCUUGUUCGUGAUGAGAAAAAGUAUCGAAGCUAGCAUCUUGACCGCCGGCAAGAUAUACAUGUUUUCUCUAGCAAAUUUCACAUCGGUUGUGCAAAGCUCAAUGUCGUACUUUACGUUAUUGUCAUCCUUUGACGUGUCAUGAUCAACACCCAACGAUAUCAUUAUGACAGCAAGUAGUAAAAUAUCCUUAAAGUAUUCCACAGGAAUAUAUAAUAUUACAAUUUAUAAAUCGAAUAAAAUAAUAUUUAUAUUUGC
Molecule: messenger RNA, 442 nt
Organism: Wasmannia auropunctata (little fire ant)
Lineage: Eukaryota; Metazoa; Arthropoda; Insecta; Hymenoptera; Formicidae
Exons: 3
Coding region: 36-329 (97 amino acids)
Biological process (GO): detection of chemical stimulus involved in sensory perception of smell; sensory perception of smell
Cellular component (GO): plasma membrane
Molecular function (GO): olfactory receptor activity; odorant binding
Source: RefSeq, a predicted model, not a curated record